Chanos chanos (milkfish) is the source of this 784-nucleotide messenger RNA. RefSeq lists its product as uncharacterized. Lineage: Eukaryota; Metazoa; Chordata; Actinopteri; Gonorynchiformes; Chanidae. The record is from RefSeq and is a predicted model, not a curated record. The coding region runs from base 107 to 784 and encodes 225 amino acids. The transcript has 5 exons.
UGUAUACAGAGCUCAAGUCUCAUUAAAACCUGGAGAAUCUCUCAGACUGGAUUUAUUAACUUCAGACCCAGUGGAUGUGUAUUUUAAAAGGAAUGAUGCAGAGAGUAUGAAUAUUGCUUCCAUGGAAAAGAACACAGCUCUUUUUCACUCAGAGUACAAGACCAGAGUAUCAGUCAGUAAUAAGACUCUAGUGCUGAAUGGAGUGAUACCAUCUGAUAGUGGAGUUUACUCUGUGAGAGAAAAGAAGACUAAUGAAAUCAUUAGUGUCUGCAAUGUCACUGUCAGUGUUCACCACUCCUCACUCCAGUUAAAAACUAAUGAGUCUGUGAGACUGAAUUUAUUCACAUCAGUCCCAGUGGAGGUGAUAUUGACCUGGACCAACAGUUAUGAUUCAGAGGAUGUUGUGAUCUGUACUGUGGAGAAUCACAAACCUGACUGUCUUCCUCAGUACAAGACCAGAGUAUCAGUCAGUGAUAACACUCUAGUGCUGAAUGGAGUGAGACCAUCUGAUAGUGGAAUUUACACUGUGAGAGAAAAGGAGACUAAUGAAAUCAUUAAUGUCUACAACAUCAGUGUCAGCGGGAAUGAUAGUGGAGACUCAUGGCUGACAUUGCUGAUAGUGCUGAUACCAGUGUCUGUGGUGGUUGUGUUGUUAAUGGUGGUGUUCAUCUGCCUUAUGAGGAAGUAUGCUUUCCCAGUAGAGAUACCUGUCUUGCUCUCAAGCAGCUUGACUGUCAAUCCAUCAGAUAUCGAGUGUCGCUACCAAUCCGUGUUCUCUCACUGA